AAAGACAUUCUUAAUUUGCUCAAACCCUUGGAAACUGAUCGAGCUCAGAGAUUGAAUGUAAUUGAUGAACUUUCAUCGAUUCUCAGAUCACAAAUAAGUUUGAAAGAUACACUUGUCAGGCCAUUUGGAUCAUUUGUCUCAAACCUCUACUCCAAAAUGGGUGACUUGGACAUUUCUGUUGAUUAUCCAAAUUCUGUUACUAGGCAACGCCAACAGGAUUUCCUAUGGGCGAUUAUGAGAGCAUUAAGAAGGGCUGGUUUUGCACACAACUGCAACGUUAUUGAAAACGCAAGAGUUCCAGUUCUUAAAUUUCAGAGCAAUUACCGGAAUAUCUCGUGUGACAUUUCAAUUAAUAAUCAUAUCGGCCAAAUCAAGUCCAAAAUGCUCCUUUGGAUCUCAGACAUAGAUGAACGCUUUCAUGACAUGGUUUUACUGGUCAAGGAAUGGGCCAAAGCACAAGACAUCAACAACCCAAAGGAAGGAACUUUGAAUUCAUACUCACUUUGUUUGAUGGUUAUUUACCAUUUUCAGACAUGUACCCCUCCGAUUUUACCACCUCUUAAGGAAAUCUAUGAAGGAAAUGUUGCUGAUGCUAUCACUGGAACAACAGCUUUUACUGAGCGCCGCAUACGAGAUGUAUGUUUAGCAAAUAUAGCUCGUUUCAAAUCUCAGGUUUACAGGCAGAAAAAUAAAAGCUCUUUGUCUCAGCUGCUCAUUGAAUUCUUUUCAAAAAGGUAA
Dioscorea cayenensis subsp. rotundata (Guinea yam) is the source of this 738-nucleotide messenger RNA. Its product is annotated as protein HESO1-like. Gene Ontology annotation, molecular function: RNA uridylyltransferase activity. The record is from RefSeq and is a predicted model, not a curated record. Lineage: Eukaryota; Viridiplantae; Streptophyta; Magnoliopsida; Dioscoreales; Dioscoreaceae.